AUGGCUAAAUUUAAGUAUAUAGUGUUAUUCUUGGUGCUUUGUAUGAUCGAGGCAUCAGUACCAAGACAACGGGAUUUACUUUCACAUGGUAAAUUGAAUCUACAACACCGUGGUUGGAAUACAAGCAGUUCUGAAACAAUCGUCACAUCUUCAACAUCCUGGAUCUCAGGCAUCCCGUCGUCUAAGAGCUCGUCUAAGAGUUCGUCACCAAGUUCUUCGGCUACUUCAACCCCUUCGACCUCUUCGACCUCUUCGGGUUCUUCGAGUACUCUGAGCUCUUCUGCAAGCUCCUCGAGUUCGUUAAAUACUUUAAGCUCCACAACAUCAUCCACGUCAUCCACAUCCUCGAGUUCUACUGCUUCUUCACUCUCUACUACGCUAUCUUCGUCAACUACUUCAUCUAGUACAACAAUACCAACUAGUAGUGGCACAACUAGCCAAACGACAACAUCACAGUCUAGUAGUGAACAAUUCUCACUCACACCAGUUACAAGUUUCCCAGUCUACUCUGCUCCAACCGCGACCAUCACUGGCGCAGCUGAAACAUCUAGCGCAGUUGCUAUUGCACCCGUGUUCGUUGCAGUUUGGAAAAAUAGAGGGAACCUCCUGGAUGAUAAAACUAAGCAGCAGUAUAUCAAGGAUGUAUCCAGCACUAAGAAUCAGGUUGAGUCGCUUUACAACAACUUGCCCGAUAAAUCGGACCCUCCCGAAGAAUGUUCCAAAACGAGCGGCAGCGGAAGUUUGAUUUCAGGUAUUAAGGACUUAUUAACUACACCUGCUAAACUCAUAAGUUGCGCAAGCAAGGUUGUCGGAAACUUGGUAGACGCGGUCAAUGUUGUUGAUCCCGUUAUAGCCACCGUUGAGACUUUAACAGAUACACUUCAGGACAUUGGAAAUGAACUGGAGAAAGGCCAAAAUGAUGAUCCAACUUCUACCAAGAAACCAACUAGUAGCGAUAAGUCUACUGAUUCUAAAACAUCUUCGACCUCGAGCGAAUGUUCUACUACGUCAGCUGCAAGUUGUAUUAAGACGAUCACGCUCUCAACCUCGUGGUACACAGACAGCACAACUAAAACCUCAGAUGUGAAGACUAUCACCACGACGGUGUGCGCAACUAUCACAGGAUGUUCUGUUAAAGGGACUACUGCGACAACUACUACCUCUACUGCUACCACUUCAUCGGGAACUGGGUGGGUAUGUGAUUUCAGUUGUGCUGCAGGAGGUUGCGCAGCUUCUAAAAGGGCAGCUGAUCCUACAAGCACCCCUGAACCAAUCGCAAAUUCUCAAAACCUGGGGAAGCGAAAUCUGAAGCCUACUGGGAAGAUUAGCAAUAUCGAUCAAUACAUCAUAAGCACCUUGUCAAGUUCUGGUGCCGAAGGGCUGGCAUGGAAUAAGGGUAUCGCUGUUUCUAAGUACUACCAGUUUUUGAACAAGGCAUUUGUCAAAUACGUUGCCGGAGUCACCGGAUGUACUUCGAUCAUCGUUAUCUCUGAGAAAGGUGCAUGGAUUUCUCAUUUUAUGGAGACAGGAUUCAUGCCCGAUGAUGGACGAAAGACGGAUAGGGAUCAGUUGGAUGCCGCAGUAAAGGAUGGCAACAGCAACUAUGAGAGACCCGCGGACCUUGCCGUUGAGAACGGUGACCUCAACAAGGACUCUCAGAGCGUACAAAUAUACGUCUCAGGUCCUUGCACCUACACAACAGAUGCGAGCGGAAAUAAGGUCUGCGAUGAGAAGGAUGGCGCACCGAAUUGGGAGUACACAAGGAUUGAUACUUUGUUGACCACGCUGUUUGGUGCUGGGACACCUUUCGAGGGUGUACCAAUCACUAAGAGAGGCUAUAUCAAGCCAACUGACAGAGAUGAGGUUGAUUCUCUUGCGGAUACUUCUGCAAGAGGCAAAGUUGUCGUUCAGUACGAUUCGAACCAAUUAACAGAUCAGUUCUUACCUUUCAACCCCAAGCACGCAGCAUACCGUGUGUGGUUAGAAUCCUCUCCAUAUCAAAAGGACUGGGUUGCUUCUAGUUGUCAAGGAGGUAAUGCACCAAAUCAAAAGCGCGACGGAUCAUGCCCUGUGUCAGGAAGCGGCGGCGUUAGUAGUAGUAGCGCAACCGCAACGUCCAAAACGGCAACCCCUUCCCAACAACCCACAGAUUCAACAACGUCAAUAGCCAGCACGUCCACCGCCGCCCAAACAAGUCAAAUUACAUCAACAGAGCCAUCUCGUGCUUCUUCAUCAACCAUUUUGACGGUUACACCAUCUCCUACAUCGAUUUCUUCUGUACCUACUACUAUUUCAAUAGUUAUAUCACCUUCACCGUCUCCUCAGACAAGCGAUACUUCGGUAUUUGAGUCGGUAGUAAUAUUCUCUUCAACAACCGCGACUGAGAUAUCUUAG
Messenger RNA from Hypoxylon trugodes, 2394 nucleotides. RefSeq lists its product as uncharacterized. Gene Ontology annotation, biological process: regulation of growth. Lineage: Eukaryota; Fungi; Ascomycota; Sordariomycetes; Xylariales; Hypoxylaceae. Bases 1 to 2394 code for a protein of 797 amino acids. The record is from RefSeq and is a predicted model, not a curated record. The transcript has 6 exons.